Messenger RNA from Exophiala spinifera, 321 nucleotides. RefSeq lists its product as uncharacterized. The record is from RefSeq and is a predicted model, not a curated record. Bases 1 to 321 code for a protein of 106 amino acids. Lineage: Eukaryota; Fungi; Ascomycota; Eurotiomycetes; Chaetothyriales; Herpotrichiellaceae. The transcript is spliced from 2 exons.
AUGCCUCCAAUGCGACUCCCAGUCACCACGCUCGGCCAAACCGUCAGAACGUUCGCUUCACACUCGGCAAGAAGAACGCUAGCCCAUCGACUACCAGGUUUACAUGGACCUUCGGCGCGGAUUCUUGCAAAGACCGCACGGCCUCACCAUAUGCCGGCCUCGUCGUUCCCUAUGGUCGUUCGCGACGGACUCAGUUACAGUGCUCUGGGAGCGUUGACCUCGGCGGGUGCGUUUCUGAUUUAUUGCGCGCAAUAUCUCCUCGUACCCGUCUUCUUCGCUCCCCUACCAAUACCGUCCCGUGGCGUGGAUCGACCGAAGUGA